Liolophura sinensis is the source of this 2941-nucleotide messenger RNA. RefSeq names its product coiled-coil domain-containing protein 24-like. Bases 205 to 1413 code for a protein of 402 amino acids. The record is from RefSeq and is a predicted model, not a curated record. Lineage: Eukaryota; Metazoa; Mollusca; Polyplacophora; Chitonida; Chitonidae. The transcript is spliced from 10 exons.
AUACGAAGACGUGUAAGGUCACCAGUGCGAGGACUCAAAGAGAGUUGCACCUGGAAAUUUAUGUUUUGUUUGUUUUGUGACCAUUUUCUACAUCAGUUUGGUACUGAUGAAUCGAUAAAAAUAUACACAGCGUUAAUGGUCUUUGGUUGAACUGAGUGGGAUCCAGUCCCGUCACUUGACAACCCUAGGUGGAUGCUGUAGAAGAUGGUGGGAACAAUGGCGGAAUCUCCAACCUUCAAUCCCUGUGCCUAUGAACCACCAGUGUCAUUGUGGAAGUUAGUGGAGCAGUACACACCUGAGUAUGAGAGACAAGAGAUUAAGGAGGUGCUAGGCGAGUCGCUAGUGGAACAAAGCCUGGAGUUACAUGAAGAGAUUGACACAUUACUGGAUAUUUGGAGAGACUUCAGGUGUCAGACGUACACUGAGAGUUACCAGAAUAGGCUUCCAGAACCACCGGCUGUUAGAGAUCGCCUUAAACAAGAAAUCCAGUUUUUUGUUGAGAACAUACGAGAGCGAGCAAAUAGACAGGGAGUGGAUCUGGAGAAAAUCUUUGCAUCCCAUAACAAAGCUGUUCUGAGCUAUGCAUUGGAAAAAGCCGAUAAACCGUCCACUCCCUCAAGACCCUCCACAAUGAUGACUUCUCAUGGCAGGGAAACCCCCAUGAUGACAUCACCCUGCAGUGAUAGAAUGUCACUCGCAUCAACCAUCAGUGAUGAAGUAGAAGCCAUGAAUGAUAAACUAAAUAUCUUAGAAGUGGAUGAAGUUGUUCAACAUUUAAGGGUUACUUUAGAGGAUGAAAUCUCGCAGUUAGUUUCCGAUAUUGCUUUUCUUCAGGGUUGUUUGGAUGAUGAAGCUAAUUUUAGAGAUGAAGCUACAGGGGUAACGAAUGCAGAGCCAAGUAUCUCAGAGCUGCGAGAGGAGAGAGCAUCAUUAGAGAAGGACAUGUUAAAAGCUGAUCUUCCUUUACCUUCCCCGUCAGAUGCUGUGUCCAAACCGGCUUUGUCUGCCCAACUCAGGAAAUACAGCCCACUGACUCCUACCAGACUCAGCAGAAGUGAGCACACAGCUGUGUUGGGUAACACCAACAAAAUGUCACCUGUCAAAGCUACUCAUCAGGUCAGUCCACCUGAGGGUCAAUCUGUCAGGGUUCCAGCGCAGCGAAGUCCAAAAAAGGCACCUUCCCCACAAAACCCGUCACCGCAAGACACUAACAGUGCGAUCAGGAUACGUGUGGCUAAUGCUUCUUCAAGAGCUCAGGUUGUCCAGAUAUCAGCGGUAUCAGGGGCAGAUUACUCUGAUCAAACAGGGGGAAUAAUCCCAUCUCCGCCUGGUCCUGCACGACCAAAGAUUUCUCGACCAAGCUCAGCUGACAGAUUCCGGAAGAUGGUUAUACAAAGCCGUGACGGUGUCUGAACAGAUUGCUGAGAUUAUUCUUCGUUGUGUACAGCUCAAACACUUUGUGGAACUUUUCCAGCCCUAUGGAAUUGUGUCAGUGAUAUGCCAUGAUGACAGAGUUUAUCAAGGCACUAACUGCAUAGUGUUUGUUUGAACGCUAUGGAAUACAUGUACGUGCCAUCAUCACCAGUUUUAUUGAUCAGUGAUCAGUUUUAUUGAUUAAUGAUAAAAUAUGUCUGCUGCUAAGCAUGGUAGUCCAUGUGAGAACACUGGAAACUGACAAUAGCCACAUGUGAUAUUGUAUGAAAAGUACGUAUUUUACUGGCCAGAAAUACUUGUAAACAUAACUGUAAACUCUCUGACCUUUGCAGUCAUACACUUGUGUUGUCUGCAAAAUAUUGCGUUGUCAUUCAUACUCUGCAACUUUUCCACAACCCCCACUGAUUCCAUGAAGCUAUUUUUCAUAUACUUUUAAGUUCAAAUUUCAAACCAGAUUUUAACUCUUCUUAAUGUAUCUUGGAAUUUAGAACUGUGAAUACACAUUAUCUAAUUUGAACCUAAUUUAGUUUGAACCCCUGGCACAUGAAACAAUUUAGCAGUCAAUUCAAAACCCUUUGUGAAAUUGGUACUUGACAACUCAUGCAUGUUUUUAUAACAGUGCAUUAUUAUGUACUGAUAUUUGAAUGUGCUGUAUUUUCAUGAACUUAAUGACAGAAGUGUCAUUCUGUUCUUCUCAAAUAAGUAUGAUGUUACUGUUGUCUCAAUCUAAUGUUGCAAUUUUGUGCAAGAAUUUGUUUGCUCUAUUUAACCGCUGGUGGCUAGUGAAGGAUCUAGUGACCAAUGUACUGGAGCUCUUUCAACAUUAAUAGACAGUACUUAUUUAUAAAGAGCUCAGUGCUGGCCAUUAAGUCUGCGACCAGAAGUGGUUAGAAAGACAAAAGGAAUGUCCUAUAUAUGUCAGUAUGCCUGAUCUACACCUGGUUAAGGUAAUACAUUCCAUGAAGGGUAUCUACACAGGGUCUGGUAGGAGUUACCUCCACCAUCAGAACUCCCAUGCAUACAACACUUACAUUGUGCAACUUCUUUUGUACAUGUAAUAAGAUAGUCCACAUUCAGUAUUGCUCUUUUUGUGUAUAUGAAAUUAACUCCAAAAUGUUUGUGUAUAUACAUGUAAAUAAGUGAGAACGAACUUUAUUCAUCAUUUGUUUCUUAUACCUGAAUAUAGUAGAUUUGUUAUAUUCCAUUAUUUAUUUAAUUGAUCAAUAUUUAAUCUUUAAUUGUAAAAGGAUGUUUACAUUUACAAAGGAGAAACCACACCAGAUACUAGUAUUGUAUAUAGACUUUGAAUUGGCUUGUGUGCAUAUCGUUUGUUAAGAUUUUGAUUGAAUGCUUUUGUAAAUAUUGUUUUUGUAUAGGAUUAAUUUAUUACACAUAUUUUUUGGUUAAUCUGUGUACAUAUGGAUAUUUUCAGUUAAUGUAUUUACACCCGGUUGUGUUUCACACCACGGUUGAAAAGUGUUGAACAAUAAAAUCACAUCGGAAAUUA